Molecule: messenger RNA, 1392 nt
Organism: Penicillium vulpinum
Lineage: Eukaryota; Fungi; Ascomycota; Eurotiomycetes; Eurotiales; Aspergillaceae
Product: putative guanine deaminase
Exons: 1
Coding region: 1-1392 (463 amino acids)
Biological process (GO): guanine catabolic process
Cellular component (GO): cytosol
Molecular function (GO): guanine deaminase activity; zinc ion binding
Source: RefSeq, a predicted model, not a curated record
AUGGAAGAACUCGACAAGAACGCCACUCCGGGUUCUGGGCUGCCCCUGGCCUUUUACGGCACGGUAAUCCAUUGCCGAAGUCUGGAUGACCUCGAGAUUCUAGAGAAUUGCAUUAUGAUUGUGGGAACAGAUGGUAGGAUUCAGGCACUACAGGCAGGUGUGAAAUCGGAUCGGAUCAACUCCAUUCUCUCAGAAAAUGGCCAUGUGCCCGACGUCUUUCCAGUGAAAUACCUCAAGCGGGGGGAAUUCCUGUGCCCCGGCUUUGUUGAUACCCACAACCAUGCACCCCAGUGGGCACAACGUGGUGUCGGGAGAGGGAUUUCCUUGCUUGACUGGUUGAAUAAAGUAACUUUUGCCCACGAGGCCAAGUUUCAAGAUCCAGAAUAUGCUAAACGCAUGUACGCCUCUUGCGUGACGGGCUUCUUGCAACAAGGCAUUACCACCGCAUCAUAUUACGGCUCGCACCAUGGCCAGGCAACUCGAAUUCUGGCCGACGUGUGCUUUGAAAAAGGACAGCGCGCUCUGAUCGGCAAAUGUAACAUGAAUCGGAAUGCCCCGGACUGGUAUCGGGAUCCAUCGGUGUCCGACUCGCUGCACGAAACGCGUGAGCUCAUUCACCAUGUUCAGCAACUUGAUCCAGAAUAUCGUCUGGUGAAACCAAUACUGACGCCACGCUUUGCGAUAUCUUGUGAGCCGGAAUUGCUUGAUGGGCUUGGUGCUAUUGCUCAUGAACAUCCCGACCUCCCAAUACAAACACACUUCAACGAAGCAAAGCAGGAGAUCGAAUUCACGCGUCAGCUCUUUCCGGAGUUUGACACGGAAGCUGAUCUCUAUCAGCGAUAUGGUCUCUUGAAUAAUCGAUCCAUUCUUGCCCACUGUAUCUUCCUGCAAGAAGGAGAGAUGCGCCGCAUCCAGGAGCUUGGUUGUGGGGUUGCCCACUGCCCAAUCGCCAAUACCACUAUGCAAGAUUUUAUGGUCGCACCCGUGCGCGAGUAUCUGCGCCGCGGUAUCAAGGUAGGCCUGGGCACUGAUAGUGGUGGUGGCUACUCGUCAUCUAUACUGGAUGCCAUGAAGCAGGCAUUCAUUGUGUCGAAUGCGCAGCAGAUGUUGACCCAAGGACGGGACUCCGCUCUUUCUUUACACGAGGGCUUCUUUCUUGCAACCCUGGGGGGUGCGCAAGUGUGUGGACUCGAUGACCGAGUUGGUAACUUUGCAGUUGGAAAAGAGUUUGAUGCACUCGAAAUCCAUACCACGGAUCUUGGACAACCAGGAGUGAUGAGCCCCAUCGAAGACGAAGAUACCACCCACGUGAUAUUCGAGAAGUUUCUGAUGACUGGGGAUGAUCGGAAUAUUGUUAAGGUCUAUGUAGGCGGACGCUCGGUCAAAAUUUGA